CAUAGUUCUCAUUGGUUGAAAUUCUUCACGUGGGACACGCUGCCAGUAGUUCCAAGAAACGCCACGCGUUGUUCAAAAUAUUUUGGCGCCUUUUUGGAUGGAAUUCUUAACAAUAUUUAGGGUGGACGUGAUUGCUGAAUAACCAUAAAAAAGCACAUUUAUUUUCUGUUUUCGUUCAUGAUAACUUAACGAGCUGCAAAAAUGUGUAGUUGGUAUGUUUCAACUGGGAUUAGGCUUAUCGUCGAGAAUUUAUAUUACAUAAAAAUGCAGAGCUACAAAACAUAUGCUGCAAGAAUUAAGCCCAGUAGCAGCAUUCAAGGGCGACAGAUAAAUGUUGGAGCAGAGCAGGAUGGGAUCACUAAAUUCCUUUGCGCUGGGCCUUCAGCGCUAGAAAGUGUUCCAAAAAUAGAUUCCGUCGGAAGCAAUGCAAGUGUUAGACAGCCCUUCGAUAUUUCCGUCACAAACACAACCUCACGAAAAAUAUUGAAUCGACGCGGAGUGAAGCAACGAACAACCCUAAACUUCACGCCGAAGGAGAAAAAACUGUACAAUGAGGCGAAACGUCUGCAAAAAGAAGUGGGUCGUUUACAGAACCAGGCACGAAAACGCAGGGACGCCUUGUACUCCAUAAAGAAGAUUUUGCGGAAUCAAGGGUUUGUUGAUUUCGUGGAAGGGCUGUCUCCCCGUCAACGACGUUUUUUUGAAAAUCACAUUAGAAACGUAAAUCGUAAGCCGAAAGGCAGAAGUUUUACGUUGAAGCAGAAGGCAGAUGCCACUGCCAUUUGGAAGCGUGUUCCAAACACGUACAAACUUCUGUCAACAAUGUUUACGCUGCCGACUAUUGACACUCUGAGGGCAACCCUAAAUAGAAUUCCAAUUGAACCGGGCAUCAACAAACCCAUAUUCGAAGUUCUCAGAAAGCAAGUAGUUAGGAAAAUGGGGCGGAGGUACCGUUUAUGUACUCUCAUCUUCGGUGAAUUGCCCAUUGAGCCUCACCUCGACUGCUUGCCUUCUGAGGACAGAGUUGUGGGUUUGGAAGAUGACGGUGCAGCAAUAAGGACGGAAAAAAUUGCUGACCAUGUUUGCGUAUUUAUGCUCAGAGGAAUUUUCGGAAGGUGGAAGCAACCAGUUGCUUUUGCGUUUUGUAAGAACUCUAUGCUAGCUGCAAACAUUGUCCGUUUUUAUACAGAUAUUGUGAAAGAAGCAACAGCGAUAGGUUUAAACAUCAUUGCUUCCGUUUGUGAUCAAGACGCUACAAAUUACAGUGAUGCAAUUGAUAUGCUUUUACAAGACACCAAACGACUUGCUAUUUUGGAAAAUGGAAAGGAAAUUAAAGAGAAUGUGAUAAGAAUUGGUGAUCACGAAGUUAUCCCUCUCUUUGAUCCUCCUCAUCUUCUAAAAAGCUUGCGGAACAAUCUUCUCACCAAAGAUCUGCUCUAUCUAGAUAAAGCAGGUGUUGAGAGAAGAGUUUCUUGGAGUUUUUUUGAAAAGGUAUAUGAAUUAGAUCAGACGCAUCCUGACAAAUUUAAAGGGAUGCCACAGAUCACCGUAGACCAUGUGAAGCCUAACUUAAGAGGCCACAAAAUGAAAGUUCGUUACGCUUCACAGGUCCUUAGCCGUCAUGUUGCUGCUUUCAUAAAUGCUUAUUCCGUCGGGGGACCCUUACCACGUGAUGCUCGUUACACUUCCGAUUUUUUUCUCUUCAUGAAUUUUGUCUUUGACAGCGUUAAUGGAGGAUUUGGAUAUGAUGGUGGUAAGGUUUCACGUAAAUUGUUACGACUUAAACAUUCCCAUCACACUUGGUGGGUGAAAGGGAAACAUAUGUUUGGCAAUAUGAGAUUUGAACCACGUAAUGCUGGAGAUCAAGCAAACCCCCCAGUUUUACAGGGGUGGUGUCGUACUUUAAAUGGUUUUAUGAUUAUCGAUGAAACUCUAAAGAAACUUGGUUAUAGGUUUUUCCCAGAAAAAGCUUUUCACCAAGAUCCUUUGGAAAAUUUUUUUGAUCAAUUAAAACGAUAUCGAGUACGAUAUAUAAAUCCCAGUUGUCGAGCAUUUGUGUCUUUUUACAAAGCCCUGAUGAUGAAGAAUUUUUGGUCUUAUCGAUGUCGUGGCUCUAAUUGUGAACAAGAUGAGGACUCAUUUGUGGUCACAAUUAGAGACUUUCUUGGUCCUAAAAUUAAUCGGAAGUGCAUCGAAGAUCCGUGAAAGCCGCCACAGUUCCUGGUAUCUAAGAAUAAUCUUCAAGGCCAUAAUGUUAUAGGCUUUAUUGACGGAUUUUCAGUCGAUCACACCAUAAAACCGCCAUUAGACUGUGAAAUCUGUCAAUUUAACUUAAAUCAUGAUGGCGUUCCAUAUGUUUAAUACCAUGACCUGGUGGAAAAGAAAGAGUAGGUGAAAAAGAAUGGUUAAAAUACUUGAAUGUCGAUUUAGAGUCAUCUUCGCAUUCUUGUUCCAUCUGAAAUUCAUUCUUCCCUUUUUAAAACGAUAAUAAGCCGCCUGAGAAAUAUAAUUGAUUUUGAUUUUCGGGAUUUUGUAUGCUGAAGAACUAAAAAUUAAACUUUUUCAUUUAUUUGUAAGUAUGUAUCUUUGUAUAUGUACCUGCAAGAAAAAGUUAGCAAUAUAGUAUUUGGUAGGCAAAAACCUGACAGAUCAAUUUCAUUGGAAACGGAAAUACAACAAUUAUAUUUACGUUUUAAGGGAAAUAGAACGUUUGUAUAAUUUUGCAUUUCGCAGGUUAUUCAUCACCUUUGUUUUGUGCAUACCAGAAGAAAGUAGAGCGAUGUUUUUCAUUAAGUUUAUGCUUCUAUAACGAAGUGCACUUUCUGUUACCCUUUUUGUAUAUUUCAUGAUGUUUAAAAACCUGUUGAUACAUUAUGAAAGUGAUUUUAUUGUCGCAUUUCUUUUGGUAUGAAUGAAAAGUGCAAAGGCAGUUUGCGUUUCUACUGGUGAUUAACGAAAAUUUAAAUUAGUUUUAUAAAGUCGCAGACAAUUAUUGUCACUUAUAUGAGUAUCUUCAGGAGGUUUGUGUAUUAUCAAUUUUUUAAUCUAUAACUCACACUCAAGGUGGUGUAGCCACAACUCACUGUGGAAACAAAUUAGGUUAACAGCAUCAAUAUUUUCAAAAAAUUAAGUGUAGACUAUUGUUAAGAAUCCGAUAUGUCUGCGGCUUUAAAUGUUUAAUCUGUCAUCGAAAGUGGAAUUUAUUUUGUGACAGUUUUUACUUCCGCGUAAUGAUCACGAAAUUCUGUUAAGAAAACUUCACUUGAAACAAACGCAAUUUUAUAAAAUUCUGUACGGACUUUAUUUGGAAGUUAGGGAAAAUCAGUUUAAUCUGAUUUCCAUUCUAGAAC
This is a messenger RNA of Zophobas morio, 3350 nucleotides long. RefSeq lists its product as uncharacterized. Bases 202 to 2205 code for a protein of 667 amino acids. The transcript is spliced from 5 exons. Lineage: Eukaryota; Metazoa; Arthropoda; Insecta; Coleoptera; Tenebrionidae. The record is from RefSeq and is a predicted model, not a curated record.